AUGUGUUUCCUGAAGAUCACGAACGGUGUAUACUACGUUGAAAUUGUUUCCCGCGUGGUAGAGAUGUCAGACAUUGCCGCAAGAAUAUACUUGGAAUGCCCGGUGAACGGCUGCGAAUCGGUAGAGGUCGACUUAGACCCAUACGAUGUGGCAUUGGUCUUUCCACGGCCGAAUAUUGGCCAAAUGGUGCGGAUCCGCGGAUUCGUCGAACAGGACAAUGCGUUUGAGUGCGAAGAGCUCAUAACGGCACAAGAGGCGACGUGCACGGAUGGUAUGAUGAUCAGCUUCGUAUCUGUGUUCGCUGACCAGGCCUGA
Epithele typhae is the source of this 315-nucleotide messenger RNA. RefSeq lists its product as uncharacterized. The transcript has 3 exons. Bases 1 to 315 code for a protein of 104 amino acids. NCBI's taxonomy places the organism in Eukaryota, Fungi, Basidiomycota, Agaricomycetes, Polyporales, Epitheliaceae. The record is from RefSeq and is a predicted model, not a curated record.